AUGGAAGGAAAACGUUUUUCUAGUCAACAUUUCGUGAGUCCUCUGGACACCCGUUACCUUGGAUCGUCUUCCGAUGUUGCAACGCACUUGUCUGAAUACGCAUUAUCACGGAACCGUGUCAUUGUUGAAGUGUCUUGGUUGCGAUUCAUGGUAUCUGCGGGUGUCACGGAGGUGUCUAGUCUGGAACCGUCUGCGGAAGCAUUCUUGUCUGAACUUUGCCGAUUCCCACCAGAGGAUAUGGAUUUGAUUAUUACCAUCGACGGUCGUGUCAACCAUGAUGUGAAGGCAACGGAAUAUUACAUUCGCGAUAAGCUGAAGACGAGUGGCAUACCACAAUUGGUAUCUCUAGAGCCCUGGGUGCACAUGUUUUGCACUAGCGAAGACAUUAACAGUCCAGCUUAUUCUAUAGGCAUUCGCGAUUGCAUGGAACAUGUUAUCAAACCAACGCUAUUACGCAUUAUAGAUUCAUUAGCUAAGCUUUCCGUUGAGAAUGCAAGCAAACCUAUGUUGUCACGUACACAUGGCCAGCCUGCUUCCCCAACGACGAUUGGCAAAGAGAUUGCAGUUUAUGUAAGCCGUCUAUCCCGUCAGUGCAAAAAGUAUUUGACUAAGAUCGAUUACAUGGCAAAAUUUGGAGGUGCUGUCGGUAACUUCAAUGCGCACAAGGUGGCGUUUCCGGAGAAGGAUUGGCCGUCACUUGCUAAAGAGUUCAUUGAAAACAAAUUGAAUUUGACCUACCAAGAAUAUUCCACCCAGAUUGAAUGCCACGACUUCAUUUCUGAGUUGUCCGAUAAUCUUGCUCGUGUAAACACUAUAUUGAAGGACCUGUGUGUUGACAUGUGGCUUUACAUUUCCCAUGAUCUCAUUAAACUGAAGAGUGUUCAGGGAGAAGUUGGCAGUAGUACCAUGCCACAUAAGAUAAACCCUAUAGACUGGGAGAAUGCUGAAGGCAACUUCGGUGUCGCUAAUGCUCUUUUCCAUUUCUUUAGCUCCAAGCUGCCGAAUAGUCGUAUGCAGCGUGACUUGUCAGAUUCUACCGUUUUGCGCAACCUCGGUGUUGCGUUUUCCCAUUCCUACUUGGGUUACCUGAGCAUAUUGAAGGCCCUGUCUAGGGUGUCGGUCAACGAAGAGAAGGCUCUAAAAGAGUUAGAUGAGAAUUGGGUGGUUUUGUCAGAGCCUUUGCAAAUACACUUGAGGCUGAGUGGCGUCUCCACUGGCUAUGAGGAGGUCCUUAGUUUGACUCGCACUGGAGGCUUGUCGUCAGAUGAAAUGAAGAAGAUAAUAUCCGACACCUGCAAUGACAAUUCCCAUAUCAAGGCUUUGACCCCUUGCACAUACACAGGUUACGCAGAAUCUCUCGCUUUGAAUGUGAAGAACUGCUCUCCAGGAGGCGAGAACCACGCGAAUUCGAAAUAG
Babesia sp. Xinjiang is the source of this 1416-nucleotide messenger RNA. RefSeq names its product Adenylosuccinate lyase (gene purB). Gene Ontology annotation, biological process: IMP biosynthetic process. The transcript is spliced from 7 exons. NCBI's taxonomy places the organism in Eukaryota, Apicomplexa, Aconoidasida, Piroplasmida, Babesiidae. Bases 1 to 1416 code for a protein of 471 amino acids. The record is from RefSeq and is a predicted model, not a curated record. Gene Ontology annotation, molecular function: N6-(1,2-dicarboxyethyl)AMP AMP-lyase (fumarate-forming) activity.